Molecule: messenger RNA, 22583 nt
Organism: Chiloscyllium plagiosum (whitespotted bambooshark)
Lineage: Eukaryota; Metazoa; Chordata; Chondrichthyes; Orectolobiformes; Hemiscylliidae
Source: RefSeq, a predicted model, not a curated record
CGUCCAGCACAUUCCACACUUGGGGGAGGAGUCUAUGUUUUAACAAUGUUUUUCACCAAAAAUGCUUUCUGCUUCUGUCUUUCUUUAGUAAGUAAUAUUAACCAUUACAAGUAAGCCCAAACUCCAGAUUUUCUAUCUCUAAACCCAUGUUCCGACUGAAACGGGAAAUUUUAAACUCUGCGGAUUACUACACGUUCAAACGCUGCUGCGAAUCGCAGCCUGCUCUCCGCCCAAAAAGAAUAUCUCUCCGCCAAGCCGAUAUUUAUUUAUUUUUAAAAUCUCAAAUUAAUGUUCAAAAAUAGAAUAUGAACAGAAUAGCCAAAGGUGCUCAACAUUUGCAACUUCGGAUCAAACCCCGGAAGAAGAAGACAGUCGUGUGCGAGGGAUUAUUUUCCUUUCUCAGGGUUUCCAAGAUGGCCGUUCGCUUCAAGUAUUUCUGUUUCCCGACAGGGAUUUUAUAGAUUUUUUUAAAAAAAUAAAAUUACGUUAGAAAUUAAGCCCCCACUCCUCGGAGAAAAAAAUCACGACGAUUCCCAAUAAACUCACCAAAUUAUAAAGUGGAGCAAGCGACGAUGGAAUGAAAGUGCUUCAGUAAGGGGUGUGGAUUCUGGAAAAAGUGCAGCAUGGAUGGAAUGGAAUCAAGCAAUGAAGAUAAUUGCACAAAUGCCACAGCUAUGAACAUUGACUCUGCUGAAAAUAGUUCUUUAGCAGAAGAUGAAGAAGCUGAUCCGUCUGCAUCUCAUGGUUGCACAAAACGAGAAGAAACGUCUGAGCAUGUUUUGAAAGAGCAGCACGAGGAGCAGUGCAGCUUGGAGCAAAGGCUGUGCGUGUUCUGUAAUUGUGGAGAGCAGAGCCUACAUGGACAAAGAGAGCUGAAGCAGUUUGAUCCAUCGGUUGUGUUGGAUGAAUUUGGAAAUGGAGGGGCAAACAGAACUACAAAGGAAGCCAGUCCAACAUCAAGGCACACGAGUGUUUCAGGGACGGAGGGGCUCUCCGAUGAGCUUGUACAAGUUGGCUUUGAAAGAAGUACAACAACAGUGGCUCUCUUUGAGUCAACAGGGCAUUUCUGGGCUCAUCAUUGGUGUGCAGCCUGGUCGAAUGGUGUUGAACAGGGUGAGGGACAAAAACUGGUCAAUGUGGACAAAGCUGUAAUCUCAGGUAUCUCACAGAAAUGUGAGUAUUGUAAACGGUUGGGAGCUACCAUCCAGUGCCAGAUGGAGGGAUGUUUAAGAUCGUACCACUUUCCCUGCGCAGCAGCAUCUGGAUCCUUUCAGUCAAUGAAAUCAUUGACCCUUCUGUGUUCAGAACACAUUGAUAAAGCAGUGGAAAUAGCAAAGGAUGAGGCAAAUUGUGGCGUAUGUGAUGCACCAGGGGAUCUCCUGGACCUUCUCUUCUGUACCAGCUGUGGAUUGCAUUAUCAUGGUGCAUGUCUGGAAAUUGCCGUAACACCAGUUAAACGUGCUGGUUGGCAGUGCCCUGAGUGCAAAGUAUGCCAGACUUGCAGACAGCCUGGUGCCGACACAAUGAUGCUUGUGUGUGAUGCAUGUGACAAGGGCUAUCACACAUUUUGUUUAAAACCAGCAAUGGAAUCACUGCCUACUGAUAGCUGGAAAUGCAAGAACUGCCGGGUGUGCAGUGAUUGUGGUUCAAGGUCUGCAGGGAGGCAUCCAAAUUCACAGUGGCAUCACAACUAUUCAGUGUGUGAGAAAUGUUACUGGCAAAGGAACAGGGAUACUGCAGUGUGCACACUAUGUGGUAAAACAAAUGAACAAACAGAUGACACGCUAAACUGCCAUAUCUGCCAAAGGUGGAUCCAUGCAGACUGUGGCCCUUCAUCUCUUCUUUUAUCAGGGCAACAGUACACGUGUACAAUGUGUAAAAACCCAUCACAAAACUCAGGCCUUUCACUUUCUGAGCAUGUUGUUGAGAGGCGACUGAAGCUUGGGUCAGUGGAAUCAGAGAAAGUAAAAGAAACUGAAUGGUCUGAAAAGCAAAAGAAGAAUGUUGAACCAGAAAAACAAUUGAAUGAGAGUGUCGCUGGAAACCCAUUUCAGAAACAGGAGGGUUCCAUUGAAGCUACUAGUAGUAGUGUGGAAACAGCAAUUCAAAGACGACAAACGUCUGAUGUUGGCACCAAGGAGCAGGUGGAAUCUCAAUCUCUUAUUUCUUCAGAGGAAGGUGGGGUUGAAGACUUAACUACAGUGAAAGAGUUUGAACAUGAGAAACCUGAUGAAGGAUUCCAUUCUUCUCCAAAUAGAGAUGUUUGUCAGACUUCUGAAACUGGAGGAGGUGCACAACCUUCUGAGAGCAUUAAAAGUGGAGUAAUCACUUCAGUGGAACCUUUGUCUGCAGGAAAAGAAUUGCCAGAACAUUUCAGUUUGGAUCCAGCAGACCAGUUGGAAGAUUUUAUACAGGAGAAGGAAGUAAAAAUGGAGAGCUCGGUUUCUCUGUUAGACCAGGUAGAGCCAGGUCUUCCUGCAGAGAUGGGUGUCAGUCCCACUGGUUCCAUCCCAGAAGAAUUGAAACCCCACCGCCUUAUCUCACACCCUGACCUGAUGGACUCUGCUAGUAACUCUGCCGAAGCACAAUUAGACUCUGCCACCUCUGUUUCGAUCAAGCAGGAGACUAACCAAAUCCAAACAGACAAAACUGAGCUCUGUGACAUUCCUGCUGAUUCAAGCUGUAGCUUCGUGGAGAGGGGUGAAGUUUCUGAUAUAGUCUCGGAUGGAAUGGAGACCAGGGAUAAUCCUGUUGAAAUGGAAGUUAAUGAUAUUGUGACCCCUAUGGAGGUUGUACCUGCAGUAAAUAAGCUAAAGACUGAGCAAGAUGCUCAAAUGGAGGUGCAGGAUAUUGGGAGCACAGACCCUGUCAGUAACAUGUUCAUUAAAUCCGAGAUAGUAGAGGAAAUAUCGAAUCAAAGUCAAACGGACUCGAACAGCACCUGCUUGGAACCAGAUUAUCCAGUUACUUUGGACCGUGAUCCCAGUCUGGCUACUAUGGAUGUUUGCAUGACCGUAGCAGAUGAUGUUUCUCCAAGGGUGGAAGAAGAAGCUGAAAAGUCCAAUUCAGACCUCCGGUUAACAGAAACUGAAGAUUCCCUCCCAGCUGACUCUGGAAUGAUGAAGAGUGAAUCUGGCAAGCCUGCUAUAAUGAAGAGGCGCUUUUCACCAGGUCGCCCUCGAGUCAAGCAGGGUCGUUGCAACAGUUUUCCAGGCAAAAAACGACCCCGUGGUGGCGGGCAUGUUGGGCGAGGACGAGGGCGAUCACGUUUGAAGUCUGUGUCUGGAAUCUUGGAGUCUCUAGGGUCUACAGGAGUGGAUACAUCUCCAAGUAAAGAGGAAGAUGACGAUGAUGAUACAAUGCACAACACAGUGGUUCUCUUCUCCACUGAAGACAAAUUUAUUCUCCUACAGGAUAUGUGUGUGGUGUGUGGGAGUUUUGGACGAGGGGUAGAGGGACAGCUUUUGGCCUGUUCACAGUGUGGGCAGUGCUAUCACCCAUACUGUGUCAAUAGUAAGAUUACAAAAGUUAUGUUGAGCAAAGGGUGGCGUUGCUUGGAAUGUAUCGUAUGUGAAGCAUGUGGAAAAGCUUCUGAUCCUGCUCGUUUAUUGUUAUGUGAUGACUGUGAUAUAAGUUACCACACGUAUUGCCUGGAUCCACCAUUGCAAACUGUUCCAAAGGGUGGGUGGAAAUGCAAGUGGUGUGUUUGCUGUACACAGUGUGGUGCCACAACACCUGGUUUUCACUGUGAGUGGCAGAAUAACUACACUCACUGUGCACCUUGUGGCAGCCUUGUUACUUGUCCUAGCUGCAAUGAAGACUAUGAAGAAGAAGAUCUUCUCAUACAGUGUCACCACUGUGAUCGGUGGGUCCAUGCCAUCUGUGAAAAUCUCUUCACAGAAGAUGAAGUGGAACAAGCAGCAGAUGAGGGCUUUGAUUGUACUGCAUGUGAGCCCUUUGUUGUUCGUCCAAUUGUUCGAAGUGAAUCCCCCGUCAUUGCACCUAUCAUCAAAGUCAAGGAUCCAGAUUUGAUUUAUUCGUAUGUAGAGCCACGGUUUUAUAAUCACGACGGCGUAUGGCUGACAGAGUCGGGCAUGUCACAGUUCCGAAGUCUUAUACUUUCUCCGCCGCACAAAAAAGGACCAAAGCCCAAACUAAAGAACAAACCUCCGACACCAUGCAGUGAGCCAAUGAUGGUUAGUGUAGAUGGCUCAUCUAUAGAAAUAAAGAAAGAAGAAGGUGAAGGGGAGGAGGAAAAAGUUGCCAUGGAACCAGGGGAGUGUGAUGUAAAAUUUGAUGCACCUGUCAGCCAGGAGCGAGAGGUGUGCCCAGUGAAUGAUCCUGUAAAAGCAAGUGAAGAAACUGAGGAAGGGAAGAAGAGGAAGAGGAAGCCAUACAGACCUGGAAUUGGUGGAUUUAUGGUCCGUCAGAGGCAAUCCCGGACAAAAAAUAUGAGUAAAACCUCUGGACCACAGCCUGGAGUGUCCACUGAAUGUCCAAACACUGAAGGUACCAAAGAAGAAGGUACUCAGAUGGACCUUUCAGCCGAAGGUGCUGCUGAUACGCCUGUAAUAGGUGCCGAUGUAUGCGAAAAGGCAAAGAAACGGCAACGUCGAAAGAAAAGCAAGUUGGAGGAUUCUUUUCCAGCAUAUCUACAGGAAGCGUUCUUUGGAAAAUCACUGCUGGACAGCAGUCGGAAGGUUUGCCUCAGUUCAGAGGGUUUCUCUGACAGUGAAAGCACUGAGUUUCCACAAGCCACGACUCAAGCGGACUCGGCACCUCAGCAGAAGGAUUUAAUUGAAGAAAAGCAUGAUGGAGCCCAUGGAAAGGCUCCUGAUGCAAAGACAAUCCAAGCCAUCCCAGAACAUAAUGGAGAUCCAAUCCCUGAUGAACCACCUAAAACUGAAGAAACACAACCAGAUGGAAUGGGUUUCGAUCUCAGUCCUUUCCACGCAGACAGCUCCCUCUCUCCCUUUGCUGGGAUUGACAUCUCAUCCGUUACGGAUGAGCUUUCAGCCAAUCAUCCAAAUGAGAGCUCAAAGCGAAAUCAGCCUUUCAAUGAUGUUCCAGUGGAGGGUGCCCUCAGCUCAGAUCUUGACAAGAUUGUAACAGAAGAACUAGCACAAAUGGAGAGUAAAGAUGUACAACAGCUCUUCACUGAUGUUUUGGGAUCACAGGGAAAUCCUCCACUUUCAGAAUCAACAUUAGGUGGUAUUCGAACUGCCUCCGAAAGCCAUCUACUCACUUCUCAUGGCUUGGGAGAGCUUAUUAGACCUUCAGUAUGCCAGCGGGGUCUCCUUCCUGGAGGGACGAUGGCAGUUGGGCAACUUACUAUUGGUGGUCCUCUGGCGCAGACAUCAGGUGCAACCGGGGAGUCAUUUCCCAAUGUAUGUCAGUCACCGUUUCUAGAAAACAGGGAAAGGAGUAUACCUUUCAGCCCAGACAGUGGGGAGCAACAGAGCCCGUGGACAACCCCUGCCACCCCAGCUACCCCGACCACUCCAACGACCCCGACCACUCCUACAGAGGGAGAAGGAGAUGGGCUGUCCUACAACCAGCGAAGUAUACUUAGAUGGGAAAAAGAUGAGGCUUUGGGGGAAUUAUCAACCAUAUCACCUGUUCUCUACGCGAAUAUCAACUUCCCGAACCUGAAACAUGAUUACCCAGACUGGGCAAGUCGUUGUAAGCAGAUCACUAAGAUUUGGAGAAAGGUACCGGCAACUGACAAAGCACCAUUUCUGCAAAAGGCCAAAGACAACAGGGCAGCUCAGCGCAUCAACAAAGCACAGAAGCAAGUUGAUAUGCAAGGUAACAGGCAGCCCAAAAUUGAGAGACCAGAUGUAAAACAGGAUCGUAAACCACCCCGUCAUCUGCAAACCUUGACUCAGAAUACUGCAGUGAGCAAUCUCACUUCUGCAACGUUAGUUGGGGGGAAUUCCAGUUCGCCAGCAGAACUAAGGAUUGAAGGUUUACGCCAGAAUUCUUCUUUAUACGGUAACAAAUCAUUUACUACCUCGGCCAAUGAAUUUGUGAAAUUGCAGUCAGCAAGCCCAUCGUCUACAGACUCCAACAGUGAUUUGUUUCCAAAACUGCACAUGCAGUCUCCAACUGGAAUUGUAGCCCAGGAUCCUUUUGGGCAUUCACUCACACCAUACCCUCAGGAACCAAACGUUCAGUCUUCCAGUAAUCCAAGUCAAGCACCAGCAUGGAACAGCUCCCAUCACCAAUCGGGUGUACCUCGUCCUGUUGUUCCAGGCCGACCACAGCUUGUUGGUUCUUCGGAGCUGCAUUCUACAACAGCAGGCACGUCACACCAUCAGCUCCCUUUAACUCCUGACUCUUACCUUCGAUCUAGAGUGCUCGGUGAGUCGCAUGAUAGCCACACAGUUGAUCAGCCUUUAGGAAGUCCAGGGUUUCGUUCAUCGCAGGCAACAGAUUGUUACGCGAAACCAACUGAAACUUUAGCAUUACCAUCAUCAACUGGGGAACAGUUAAGGCGACUCUCAGAUUCAGAAGUUGGAGCACAGCAUACCAGAAAUGAACAGUAUACAGGAGUCAUGAGGCAAGAUUUGAGUGCAAAUUCCUUGGCACUUUACAGAGCUGCAAUGUUGGAUCCAAGUAUGAAUGUACGGUCACUCUCUGAUGGGAGGGACAGAGAUAUCUUCAAAGCACCUUUAACUCCCAGAUCAUCGUAUAUGGACCAAACGCCCAUAGUACCUACUCAGCGUUCUCAGGAACUACACCCUCAGUCUCAGGGUGUCUCACCACAAACUCAGACAGAUUUGUACAGGCAGUCUCCUUCUACACCAUUUUCUGAUCCAUAUCAUCAACCUCCUUUGACACCACGGCCAUCUUCUAGCGAAAGCUGCUCUCCGCUACCUCCUAAAUCUCUCCCUUCUGAUUCUCUUUCCAGGGUCCCCAUGAGUCCACAGUCUCAGUGCAGUUCACCAUUGACACCCAGGCCACAUUCCAAUGAGACAUUUUCUCAGUCUCCCAUUGCUUCUAGAUUCCAAUCACCAGAUCCUUAUUCUAGGCCACCUUCAAGAGAUCCUUAUGCUCAGCUUCACAAGCCACAGAGACCCCAAAUGGUUGACACAGGAUUUAAAUCCUCACCAGUGCCUCAUGGGCAGCCACCUGGUACAAUUCCGCAUUCAGCAAUGUUUUCUCAACACACUGACAGCUUAAAAACAGCUUAUGUAAUGCAGCCUCAAUCGCCAAGACCUCACUCUUUUGAUGCAUGUUCCAAGACGUUUACCAGUGCUCAGCCACAAAGUCCAUUUCCAUUCACUUCUUCACCAGGCGAUAUGGUGAAAGAAACCCAUUCUCAGCAGUCAAUAUCUCAGAUGCCGCGAGCAAAUAAUUUUCCACAAAGUCACCUGAUGGGCAGCCAGCUCAAUACAAAUGAUGCUCAUUGUCCUCCGCUCAAUGCCAAUAAUCAGUCAGGACUUCCAGAUUCAGCAUCUAUCACGAGAGAUGAAACUUUCACCAAUAUGCCUUUACGGCCAUCCUUGAUCAAGCAAGAUACACUACCUUUGCAGCAAGAUUGUUCGUACCAAACUUCAAGCAGCCGUUCAGUGACUGAUUCAUCUCCAUCAGAGAGAAGCAGUGAGAGUUCCACACCGGUGCAUCCCCCGGCAUCUCCCAGCAGAGAUUUGCAUGAGCUUCCAUUUAACAGGGGAGCACAAACUGGCAAUCUCAGUCAGACAGAGCUGGAGAAACAGAGACAGCGGCAGAGAUUGCGUCAGCUUUUGAUCCGUCAGCAAAUACAACGGAAUAACUUGCGACAGGAGAAAGAACAGGCUGCUGCAUGCGGGGGAGGCACUACUACAACUAGUUGGUCGCAAGAAAGUUCAAACCAGCCCCAUGAGCUACAGACAAGAGCACCACCUCCAUACCCCCUCUCCCAGGAUCGGUCUGGCCUGAGAGGGCUAAUCCCUGGCUCAGGAAAUGGAAGACUAAUAAAUCCGGUGGUCAUAGAUAAACAGCGAUUGUUUCCUCAGGAUGAGAAUCUGUGUAGGCCUCCACAGCCAGGCAGUACCCCUACUGGUGAAGUAAACACGUCCAGUUGCAUAUUUUUUUCUAGACAAUCAGGAGUUGGUAACCCGCAAGGAUUUCACCCAAGAAGCUUACCAGCUGCUCAACAACAACAGUGGCAGCAGCAGUUAGCACAAAGACUUCCUGGACAGACUCGUUUCCAGCAACCUGAGGCUUUGCAUGUUAGCAGGCCUGCAAUGACCAUGCAAAUGAACAACACAACUGGACUUAACCCUCGACUUGCCACUCAAAUCACUUUUCAAAAUGCACAGCAACAAAUUGUGGCUUCACCAAUUCCUGUGAGCCCUCAGUACAUAGAACUGAGACACAAUUCCCAACGUUUACCCAUUGCUGCCCAAUUGACACAGCGUGCUCCCCAGCCAAGACCGCGUCUUCCACUACCAAAUCAAGAAAUCAAUCAGUAUGUGCACCAAAUGCAAGGAUGCAAGGUCAUGUCAAGGGGUCCAGGUACACCUUUGUCGCAGUCACCAGUUGGGAUUGCACUCUUGCCCCAGCAGAAUAUCUCUGCUCAGUUGCCGCCAUCUCCUCAAUCAGUGGAAGUAUCAAAUGCCCAACAGCAUAUCCAAACAAAAGAGCCUUUAGAAUCUACUGCACAAGUUCAAUCACAACAGGUGUUUCAAACUACUUCAUCGACAUCAUCCUCUCCUAGUUGCUGCUCAGACAGUUUGAAAGAUAGCUCUGUAUCCUUUCCACUUAACUCUGUCCCAUCGAUGUCCAGUGUAGUUACAGAGCAUGCAGAUUUAGAUCCUCGGAAAAUCCCUUGUGAUGAUUCAGUAGAAAAAGCCUUAGAUGAAGAACUUGACUCGCCUAAAGAGCUAGAUGAAGAAGAUGACCUUGCCAAUCUGAGUCUUGACCCAGACAGUAAGACAGAUGAUGAGCUUGGUAACCUUGAUAACCUAGAAACCAAUGACCCCCAUCUAGAUGAUCUCUUGAAGUGUGAAGAGUUUGAUCUACUGGCCUAUACUGACCCUGAGCUAGACACAGGUGACAAAAAGGACAUUUUUACAGAGCAGUUACGUUUAGUAGAAUCUGCAAAUGAGAAGGCAGAGGAAGGUCAGGAUAUUCUAGCUCAUCAAGAUGCUGUAAACCCUGCAAUUAAAGGUACACUCAAUAAAGUUAACAAAUCUGAUUUGGAAAAAACGGCAAAGGGAGAUGAGCGUGAAAAAACAUUGCCUAAAUCCAAUGUUGUUGCAGAUACACUGUCUACAUCCGAUAGGGUUAUGUGUGGAUCAGUGAAUAAUGUCACUUCAGAGACAAACAGUAACAAUCAGUGCAGUGAUCCAGUUAACAGGUCCCCAUCUACUGACGAUCCUCCCAAACCUACUCUUGAUCUAGUACUGAAGGUUGAGGAGAAUAUCUCCAAAAAUUCACCCUGCCAAUUUGUAGCAAAUACAUCUGACGCACAGACAGUUUUGAUAAAAUCAGAAAGUCAGUCAAAGGGAAAUGGUGAGAGAGGGGCAGCAUCAGUGCUACUCAGUAUUGGAACUGGCCUUAGUGUUAACGUAAGUGUAGCGCAAUGUCAUAGCACUGAAUGUACUACCAGUGGAACACAAACUACUGCUCAAAGUGGUACAGUUGCUUCAAGUGGUCAUGGGACUACACAUAUUUCCAGCAAUGGUCAUUCUAACUUGGAUUUAGAAAGUAAACCUUGUACAUCUUCGGCUCAGUUAGUAUCAAAGAUACCACUAGCUGCCCAGUCUAGACCAACAAUAGAUAAACUUGGACUAGACGAGAUGUGCCAUCACGUGUCCAGUAUGGAACCAAAACGUCGAUCUGUGGAUGACCUUGUUAAGGUAGAGAGUUCCCUGGAAGCAAGUGAGCUUCCACUACUCCUCCAUGACUUACUUGAGCAAGAGAAAAUGGAAUUGCAGCAGCAACAAUUGGGAGGAUCACAGUGUAUACCACCGCAACAACCGCAGCAACAUUCAACACCAAAGGCUCUCCAAGUUCUGCAACAACUUGAGGUUUCACAUCAACAGAGUCAUCCAGGACUUUCUCAACACCUUUCAACAACACAGCAAUCUCAGCACCUUGAGGGGCCAUCACAAAAUUUAAACCUACCACAACAACAUAUCCUGGGAGUGAUACAGCAUCAUCACUUGGGGAUCCCAAGAUCUCUUCCAUCUUCCCAGCAGCAACAGUUGACAGCGUCACAGCAACGGCUUGGAACCUCACCACAUGUCGUCAUGUCGCAGCAGCAGCAUGUGGCAACAGGACAACACGCACCGCAGCAGUUGGUGGCUACGCAACAGAAUCAGCAUAUGACCUCACCACAAUUGCUGCCAACUCAGCAGUUGGCUGUUUCGCAGUUGGGCAUCAUGCAGCAGACGCAGCAAGUUGUGAUGCAACAGCAGCAACAAUUAGCCAAUGCUUUCUUCCCAGAUACAGAUUUGGAUAAAUUUGCAGCUGAUGAUAUCAUGGACCCUAUUGCCAAGGCAAAAAUGGUGGCUUUGAAGGGAAUUAAAAAAGUCAUGGCACAAGGAAACAUCACUGUAGCACCAGGGAUGAAUAGGCAGCAGGUUUCAUUGUUGGCACAGAGGUUGGCUGGGGCUCCAGGAACAAACGAGACGCAGACAAAAUUGACACCUGGAAACAGUCAGCAGGAGGCUAAUAGUGACCAAAUGCAGGCUCGGCCAAAUCCACCAACCUUUGUCCAAGGGUUUAUCAAUGAGGCAGAGCACCGUCAAUAUGAAGAAUGGCUGCUCCAUACACAGCAGCUGCUUCAAAUGCAGCUGAAGUUUUUAGAAGAACAAAUUGGCGUCCAUAGGAAGUCCAGGAAAGCAUUAUGUGCCAAGCAACGAACUGCUAAGAAGGCAGGGCGUGAGUUCCCCGAAGCAGAUGCAGAAAAACUUAAACGGGUGACAGAGCAACAAAGUAAAAUCCAGAAACAACUUGAUCAGGUCCGUAAACAACAAAAGGAGCAUACAAAUCUGAUGACAGAAUAUCGGAAUAAACAGCAACAGAAAUGCUCUUUAUCUCCUUCGGGGAUGAUGCCAACAACCUCAUCACAGAAUCCGAGAGUAAUGCCCAAACUUUCAACACCCAUGUUAUCAGCAGCAUUAGCCCAGCAAGGAGGCGCAAUCCUUGGAUCUCCAGCAAUAGCUCAACAACCAAGUACACUAAUAGGGCACACAGGAAAUCUAAGAGUGCCACAAAUUGGGGCUACAGUACCACUGCAGCAGGGCCCAGCAUUCUUAACGUCAGCUGUGACCCAGCAACCAGAAUAUCCCCCUUCCUCAGGAACUGUAUCUUCUGCUCCUUCAACCAGUUUUUUUUCUGGAAAUUCUGCUGCUCAAACGCUUACAAAUGAAAGCAGACUCCUGCAGGAGAGACAGCUUCAACUGCAACAAAGAAUGCAACUUAUUCAACAGCAAGGACUUGUUGGGCCAUCUCAGCAGCAAAGCAUCAUGGGGAAGUUACAGCAGCAAGGUAUCAUUGGGCAGCUUCAGCCAACAACGCAACAAAGUAUUGUGGGUAAUAAACCAACACAGCAGGGUAUCAUGGGUCAACAGCAGCAAGCCUUCAUUGGCCAACAGCAAGGGAUUGUUGUCCAGUCACAACAUCAACCUGCUCAGCAGCAGCAAGUUCUUGCAGGGCAGCAGCUACCACAACAGCACAAUAACAUUGGUCAAACACAGCAACAGUCAGCAACACAGCACCAACAGAAUCUGGCACCUCAACAGCAGCAUUUGAGAUUGCUGAGUCAACAGCAAGGCCUCCUUGUGCAUCAGCAACCCCACCAACAGGGUCUUGCAAGUCAUCCAAAACCUCAACGACCCCAGCAAGGUCUUAUGGCUCAGCAGUUGACGCAUCAGCAAGGUCUUGCAGUUCAACAACAAGUGCUCACUUCCCAGCAGCAGCAACAGAAUCUGGUUUUACAGCAGCAGACAUCCAAUGCUCCUUUGCAACAGCAAGGGCUCAUAGGGCAUCAACAAGGAGUUGUAUCCCAGAAUCAGCAAUUGGGAACAAUACCACUACAGCAGCAUCACCUUCAGGCUGUAUCAGGACAACUCCAUCCACAAAGUGUUAUAAGACCAAACAAUAUCCUGAGACUUUCCACAUCCUUCCAACAGCAAAGCACAAUGGGGCAUCAAGCUCGAAUGCAGGGUAUAAUGAGGCAGCAAUCUCAGGAUGUUUUAGGCCAACAUCUUGCAACACAAGGCAUAAUGGGACAGCAGACUCCUCUGCAAGUCAUCAGGCACCAAUUGCCAGGCAUGAUAGGGCAGGGCAUGAGGCAACAGCAUCCACCCCAGGUCUCAGUGGAGCAAGGACAGCAGCCUCCAGGAACAAUGGGACAGGGACAGCAGCAUCAGCCCCAGAGCACAAUUGGACAGGGACAGGAAAAUCAGCCCCAUGCUGUUUUGGGAAUCGGACAGCAACCACAGCCUUCUCUCCAGCCGCAGGGAACAAUGGGGAUGGAGCAGCAGCAGCAACCUCUUCAAACCCAGGGAAGGAUGGGGCAGCAGUCACAGCCACUAUCCCAGCCCCAAGGUAUGGUGGAGCAAGGAGUUGGACAGCAGAACUCAAUGGGUCAGCAGCCUCCUCAGGGUCCACUAGGGCAAGGAAUGCCACAACAACAGUCAUCCCAAGGGACAGUGGGGAUGGGACAGCAACAGCAGUCACCCCAGAGUACAGUGGGGCUGGGACAGCAGCAAACGCAGCCUCAGGUCACAAUGGGGAUGGGAAAGCAGCAGCCCCACCAUCAGACUGCAAUGGUGGUGGGACAGCAACAUGCCCAGCCUCAGGUUGGGGUGGGCAUGGGGCAGCAACAAGCCCAGCCUCAGGGCGUGGUGGGCAUGGGACAGCAGCAGGCCCAUCCUCAGGGCGUGGUGAGAAUGGGGCAGCAACAGGCCCAGCCUCAGGGCGCAUUGGGGAUGGGGCAGCAGCAGGUCCAGCCUCCGGGCACAGUGGGAAUGGGACAGCAACAAGCCCAGCCUCAGGGCAUGGUGGGAAUGGGACAGCAACAAGCCCAGCCUCAGGCCUCAGUGGGAAUGGGACAGCAACAGGCCCAGCCUCAGGCCUCGGUGGGAAUGGGGCAGCAACAGGCCCAGCCUCAGGCCUCGGUGGGAAUGGGGCAGCAACAGGCCCAGCCUCUCGUCUUGGGAAUGGGGCAGCAGCAAGCCCAGCCUCAGGGUGCAGUGGGGAUGGGGCAGCAACAGGCCCAGCCUCAGGGUGGGGCGGGGAUGGGACAGCAACAGGCCCAGUCUCAGGGCGGGCUGGACAUGGGACAACAACAGGCCCAGCCUCACAGCACAUUGGGGAUGGGACAGCAACAGGCCCAGUCUCACAGCACAUUGGGGAUGGGACAGCAACAGGCCCAGCCUCAGGGCGCGGUGGGGAUGGGACAGCAACAGGCCCAGCCUCAGGGCGUGGUGGGGAUGGGACAGCAACCGGCCCAGCCUCAGGGCGCGGUGGGGAUGGGACAGCAACCGGCCCAGCCUCAGGGCGCGGUGGGGAUGGGACAGCAGCAGGCCCAGCCUCAAGGCGCGGUGGGGAUGGGGCAGCAACAGGGUCAGCCUCCAGGCGCUGUUGGGAUGGGACAGCAACAGGGUCAGCCUCAGGGCGCGGUGGGGAUGGGACAGCAACAGGGUCAGCCUCAGGGCGCGGUGGGGAUGGGACAGCAACAGGCCCAGUCUCAGAGCAUGGUGGGACUGGGGCAGAAACAGGCCCAGCCUCAGGGUGCAGUGGGAAUGGGACAGCAACAGGCCCAGCCUCAGGGUGCAGUGGGAAUGGGACAGCAGCAGGCUCAGUCUCAGGGCGCAUUGGGAAUGGGGCAGCAACAGGCCCGGCCUCUCAGCGCAGUGGGGAUGGGACAACAACAGUGUCAGCCUCAGAGCAUGGUGGGGACAGGACAGCAAAAGGCGCAGCCUCAGGGCGCAGUGGGAAUGGGACAGCAGCAGGCCCAGCCUCCAGGCGGGGUGAGCAUGGGACAGCAGCAGGCCCAGCCUCCGGGCGGGGUGAGCAUGGGACAGCAGCAGGCCCAGCCUCAGGGCGCGGUGGGAAUGGGGCAGCAACAGCCCCAGCCUCAGGGCACAUUGGAAAUGGGGCAGCAACAGGCCCAGCCCCCCAGUACAGUGGGGAUGGAACAGCAACAGAUGCAGUCUCAGGCCGCAGUGGGAAUGGGACGUCAACAGCCCCAGCCUCGUGGCACAUUGGGGAUGGGACAGCACCAGGCCCAGCCUCUGGGAACACUGGGGAUGGAGCAGGUGCAGACCCAGCUUCAGGGCACGGUGGGGAUGGGACAGCAACAGGCCCAGUCUCAGGGCACAGUGGGGAUGGAGCAGGUGCAGGCCCAGCCUCUGGGCACUGUGGGGAUGGGACAGCAGCAGGCCCAUUAUCAGGGUGCAGUGGGGUUGGAGCAGCAACAAGCCCAAUCUCAGGUCACACUCGGAAUAGGACACCAACAGCAAUCGUCCCAGAAUACGGUGGGGCUGGGACAGCCUCCGGGUACGUUGGGGGUGGUGCAGCAGCAGCAGCACUUAUCUCAGGAUGCACUGGGAAUGGGGCAGCAACAGCCUCAGCUUCAAGGCACAGUGGGGAUGGAACUGCAGCAGGUUCCGCCUCAGGGCACAGUGGGGAUGGGACAGCAGCAGGCCCAGCCUCAGGGUACAAUAGGAAUGGGACAGCAACAGGUCCAGUCUCAGGGCACGGUGGGAAUGGGGCAGCAACAAGCCCAGCCUCCGGGCACGGUGGGGGUGGGACAGCAACAGCAGUCAUCCCAGGGCCUAGUGGGUCAACAACGCCAGCCUCCGGGCAUGGCAGGCGUUGUUCAGCAGCAGCCCCAGCCUCAGGGCACAAUGGGGAUGGGACAUUCCCAGCUUCGGGGCACAGUGGGGAUUGGACAGCAAUCUCAGCCUGAGGGUCAGAUGGGGCAGGUAAAGCAACAGCCUCGAGGUUUGAUUGGGAUGAGACAAGGACAGCAGCAACAACUACUGCAGGGCCUGAUGGGGCAGUGGCAAUUUCAGCCUCAGGCUGGAAUUCGGCAGGGGCAACCACAAAGCCUGAUAGGGCAAGGGCAGUUGCCACAGAGCUUAAUAGGUCAAGAACAGGGACAGCAACAGCCAUGUCCACAGAGUAUUUUGGUGCAGGGUCAGGGACAGCAACAAUUGCAGAAUCUGAUAGGACAGAGACAGUCACCAAGUACUAUGGGGCAAGGACAGCGCAUGCAGAGCUUAGUUACAGUUGGCGGGCAACAAUCCCUCCAGGCUUCCGGUAUGAUGGGGCAGGAGAAAGAGCAGGAACAACAACCCACAAGCACAGUGAGGCAAGGGCAACAGCAAGGCAAAAUUGUAAUGGAACAAGAGCCUUUGCUGCCUUCCCAGUGCAUAAUGGGGCAGGACCGUAACCAGCCAUCAACUCAGAAUAUGGUGAGGCAGCAACAGCUAUCCAAGAAUGCAGCAGGACUUGUGCACACUCAGGGUAUGAUCUAUCAGAAUUUACAAACACGAGCAGUGACAUCAGUGCAGCAACCAACGCAGCAAGGUGUUGCAGGGCAGCCGCGGCUUGUGAGUCAGCAUGGUCAAUUAAUGAGACGUGUGCAACAACAAACUGUAGCAGGUCUACAACAAAACAAUGGUCUCAGUUUGCAAGGAGUGGUGCGAGUCACAACAUCUCAGCAGCAUGGAACUUUGGGAGAUCCAAGACAUGGGGUACAAAACAUCGUAACUUCACAGUCAUUGCAACAGCAUGCAGGUCUGCGUUCAGUUCAUAUAACUGGUCAGCAGAUUGGUUUAGGCCAUUUUCGUCCAGGCAUGGUCUAUGUUCAGCAGGUUAAAGCAGAACAUGGCGGGAAGCCACAAGAGAUGGCUCACCUACUUCAAAGCAAGCGCGCAAGGCAGAAUGUGGGAUCAGGAAGUGAAUUAGUGUCUGGCCAGGCUCAUUCCAAUCAUUCGCAAAUGUCACGUCCAGAAUUAAAUCAAACUAAUUUGGGAGAUGUACCUCCACAAGGUGAAACUAUGGAAACAGUAAUACAGCUGCAACCAGAAUUGCUUAAAGACAAUGAGUCUGAAGAAAGUAGUGUUUGCGUGACAGACCCAGUAGCAAUUAUGCCUCAAAAGGUACCUGAUUCAAACUCUGCUACGUCAGCAGUAAAACCACAUGGGAUUAUUGGAAAAGCAAGUUCAGGUACUGAGGUGCAAACCAGUAUUAAUGUUGAGAUCCAUGAACAAAGUGACUUGAAGACCGCUUGUGCAUUUGACUUCCCAAUAUCGCCUCAAAGCCAUGCAGCAAAAGAGGAAUGUGCUGGACUGAGAUCAGAAUCAUCGCUGUUGAAUCAAUCCAACGGGCAAGAGGAAUAUGCACAGAAAGUCACAGGAAAGCAAGACAAUUGUUCUAAAUUACAGGAAUGUGUUGCUAAGGACACCAACACAGGGGGUAAAGGUCACACAGUGAAACAGGAAAGCAUUGAUGCAAUUCGCUGUGGAUUUCCAGAAGGAACUGUGAAGCGAGAGUCAAAUACUGACUGUAUCAGUGCUUUGAAUGCAGGGGAUCAUUCUUUUCUUGCUCCAAGGUCUGAGGCUGGACAGCUGCUGCUUCAGAAAUUGUUACGCACUAAGAACUUGCAGCUUGUUGCACAGCGCUCUGGAGAUGGAACACACUUGACUGUGAAAAGUCACAUUGAAAGCAAAGCUGUGAUGAUUGAUCGAAAACUACAAGGUGCAACUACAAAUUCAGAGAUAAAGGAAUUUCAGGAAAUUAGCAAGAAAAACUUGGGCCCAAAAACAAAACGGACACAAAAAUCAACUGAUAGAGGCACCAACUCUCGAAAGAAGAAUAAAAAGGAUGAAGGAAUAAAAACUACUGAUGCCCUAAUGAAGCAGUUACAACAGCAACUCUCCCUUCUUCCUUUGGUGGAACCUACCAUUGAAGUGAACUUUGGUCUCUUUCCUCCAUUUGGGAGCAGUCCAUUCAACAGCAAAAAUCAGCUGAAAGGGUCAUUUGGGAAUGCUGUGCUAGACAAUGCACCAGAUUACUACUCUCAGCUUCUCUACAAGCAGAACAAUCUGAGUAAUCCACCGACCCCGCCUUCCUCAUUGCCUCCUACCCCUCCUCCCUCUGUCCAGCAGAAACUUGUGAAUGGAUUGGCCACUUCUGAGGAGCUGACAGAAGGGCAGAAAGAACUCGAAGGUCAAAAAGAUCUGCUAACAACAGAAUUGAAGAAUAUGGAUAUGUUGGCUUCUUUGCCCACACCACCGCACAACCAAAAUGAGGAGCUAAGUAGAGCAGAGAUAGAAGAGGACCGACGCACACCGGACAGCAUUGUGCUCGCAUCCUCACCGGAAAGUGUGUUUGGGCAAGAAACAUCCAGGUUUCCCUUGCUGACUGAAAUUAAGGAAGAGUCAAUGGACCGUGCCCUUUCUCCUGUGAUUCCCAUAAUUCCAGGAGCUUGUAUUCCAGUAUUUCCGGAUGCAAAGCCAUUUGUAAAUAUAGAGCCACUUGUGGAAAAUACUGAGAAGGGUGGGUCUUUGCCUGAGCCAUGGAAGAGUGGUAAAGGAAACCAAGUUGCAGUCACACUGGAUGUCUCAGGAGCAGCUGCCAAGGACAUAAACAGAAUGAUGACAACUUUUGCUCAGUUGCUUCAGAUGAAGAUCCCAACUUCUUAUGAGGUUACAUCUGUUCCUGACAGUCCACAUUCUUUUUUACCUGAUGGGAAAAAAACCAUCUUGGAUGCUCCAGAUCAAGUGGGUUCCAAAGAAGAACCAAUGGAUCUGGAGAAACUGGUGCUGGAAAAACAUAAUUGGUUCAAACAGUAUGAUGUCUCAUUACCAGGCUCUACUGUUAAAGCAUCAGGAAAAGAGCUUGCAACUGUCACGCCGGAAGCUUCCUCGGACUGUCCAAUAAAGGAAAGAAUUGUAGUGCAUCAUUAUAGUAACAAUAUGUCUGUCCUAGAUGUUCACCAGCUUCCCAUAUUACAACCAGAGAGCUCUCCACUCUCAUCCCCCAGUGUAUCGUCACCUGGGACUCCAGCAGAGUCAAAUAAACCUGAUCCACCAGUCGAGUCACCAAAAAUCAAACAUUCUCUUCCACUGGAUGAAAAGCAGUUUGAGGAACCUCCGCCACAACUGAAGAGGUGGAGGGGAAUCCGUUGGAAACGUUUGGAGUUUAAAGUCUUAUUUCACAAGGGGAAGUUUAAGCAUGUGUUUCAGCAUGAAAUUGAAGAACUUAUUCAGAAACUGGGAACAUCAUUAAAACCAGACCCCCUGCCCAAGGACACUAGGAGAUGCUGCUUCUGUCAUGAAGAAGGUGAUGGAAUGACAGAUGGGCCUGCAAGACUCUUGAACCUUGAUUUGGAUUUGUGGGUCCACCUAAACUGUGCAUUGUGGUCCUCUGAAGUGUAUGAGACUCAGGCAGGGGCACUGAUAAAUGUGGAAGUGGCUUUUCACCGAGGACUCACCACAAAGUGUGCUUUUUGUCAGAAGACUGGAGCCACUACUGGUUGUCAUCGGGUGCGAUGCCCAAACACCUAUCAUUUUGCUUGUGCUAUUCGUGCCCGUUGUAUGUUUUUUAAGGACAAGACGAUGCUUUGCAGUCAACAUAAACUGAAGGGAGCGAAUGAGCAGGAAAUUAGAUGUUUUGCUGUUUACCGCCGUGUCUACAUUCAGAGAGAUGAAGUGAAGCAGAUCGCUAGCAUUGUACAGCGUGGCAAGCGCAGUCACAUGUUUAGGGUUGGUGGACUGAUUUUCCAUACCAUUGGUCAGUUGCUGCCCCAUCAGAUGCAGGAAUUCCACAGUGUGACAGCUCUUUAUCCCAUUGGAUAUGAAGCAACACGGAUUUAUUGGAGCAUGCGAUACACUAACAAGCGUUGCUGCUACCACUGCACCAUCAAUGAUACAAAUGGGAAACCGGAGUUUGGCAUCCAGGUUAUUGAGCAAGGGCAUGAGGAUCUGAUUGUUACUGAUUGGACCCCACAAGGUGUUUGGAACCGAAUUCUUGAACCAAUUGUGCAACUGCGGAAAGAAGCGGAAAUGUUACGACUUUUUCCUGAUUACAUUAAAGGAGAGGACAUGUUUGGACUCACUAUUCAUGCUGUUCUAAGGAUUGCAGAGUCGUUGCCAGGUGUGGAGAGUUGUCAGAACUAUAUAUUCAGGUAUGGUCGGCACCCGCUUAUGGAGCUCCCACUAGCUGUCAAUCCAACAGGCUGUGCCCGAUCUGAGCCGAAAAUUAUGACUCACUACAAACGGCCGCACACCUUGAACAGCACCAGCACAUCAAAAGCAUUUCAGAGUACAGUAACUGGAGAAAUUAACACUCCCUACAGCAAGCAGUUUGUUCACUCCAAAUCUUCUCAGUACCGCCGACUGAAAACCGAGUGGAAAAAUAAUGUUUACCUGGCUCGAUCUCGAAUACAGGGUCUGGGUCUCUACGCAGCCAAAGACCUUGAGAAGCACACAAUGGUAAUUGAAUACAUAGGGACAAUCAUUCGCAAUGAGGUUGCAAACCGCAGGGAGAAAUUGUACGAGACUCAGAAUCGAGGUGUUUAUAUGUUUCGAAUCAAUAAUGAGCAUGUGAUUGAUGCUACUUUAACUGGAGGCCCAGCCAGAUAUAUCAAUCAUUCUUGUGCCCCCAACUGUGUCGCAGAGGUUGUGACCUUUGACAAGGAGGACAAAAUAAUUAUUAUCUCAAGCAGGCGAAUUCCAAAAGGAGAAGAGCUGACUUAUGACUAUAAGUUUGAUUUUGAAGAUGAUCAGCACAAGAUUCCAUGUCACUGUGGAGCACUCAACUGCAGAAAGUGGAUGAAUUAAAACAUUUAAAGCAAUUUUAGCUGAGUCAGAAUUUACAAUUUCAAAUCAUUCAGAAUUCUGGACUUUGUAUCUGGUACACUCAGAGAAAUCGUACUGACAGAUAUUGCGACAUGGAGUGUCUCAGCAGCAAAACUAUGAAGAUGGGAAAAACUCACUAGUUUACAAAGAAUUAUUUACCAAAUUUCAUGUUGAAAAAUAUCUGUAGUUGAGAGAGAGUGUAGUGAUAUUGUUACUCAGAUGUACACAGCCUUUUAACAACAUUUAGUGAACAAUAAGAUACUGAAACAAAUGGACUGAGCAGGUGUACAGAGAUAUUAAGAUCUACAGCCAAUGACUGCGUUUCCUGCCAGGCCUGUGGGUUGGUUCUGAAUGUAAUCUAUGAUUUUUUUUUUGUCUGUAGUCCCCACAAGAGAGAGAGACAGACAGACAGAUAAUGAGAUCCUCUCAUUGUGCAGACCUUUUCUGAAGGGCCUCAACCUGAAGGACUAAUUUAAUUUCUAUUCUAAUUAAGUCCAAUCAAACGAAGGAAGAGUCACCAGCUUUUUUAACUCUGCUGGGUCUCUGAUUUUCGACAGGUGUGGUACAUCUCAAGGAGAAAGGAAAUGGGGGUUUCUCUGACAAGAUUUUUUUUUGAAAAAUACAAGACUAUUUGAACAUUGCUGGUAUAAGUAAAAUCAACGCAUGUUUAUUUUUAAUAGAAGGCGAGUGAUUUGAAACCAAGGCAGUGAUUUUAAAAAGUAGCACUCCUAAAAACACUAGAGUUUUAAAGAGAUGGUGUCCAUUGGGUGUGAUAAAUUUGAAUGCAUUCGAAGAUUUGGAUUUCCCAUGCUAUUUGCCCUAAUUGUAUGCUGGAGAACCGGUGUGGGAUUUCUUGUUUGGAAGGUUUUUGGUUGCUUUACCAGAAUCAAUAAUGUUAACUUUUCAAACAACAGACUCAUUUUGUGUGUUUAUUACUAUCAUCAGAUUGUAGUUUAUUUCAAGGGAGGUUAAUUCCAUAAUUAACUAAAAUAUAGAAGAAAGAAAAUCAUCAUUAGCUUGGUAGAAACUGAGAAGAGUAAAGCCUCCAUCCAUGCUGGUCACCUUGUGUAAAACCUGAGUGACUAUCUGGGAAAUGUAGAUCUUUUACAUAUUAUGACUCAAAAGUAAUGUGCGAAAGAUAUUUUUGAAAGACAAUCCACAUUAAGAGCUCACUAGGACCAGUUGAAUGGUUCUGUGUUGGGAGUUUAUUGGAAAGAACAUAAUAAAAAGAGUCUCUGAGGCUGGCACAGACAAUUCUAAUACUGUUGGUGAUGAGAUCUGGUUGUAACUGAGUUUAAAUUGACCAGCUCCCAACUGGAAUCUGGAGGAUCCCUUUUAAGCUGUCGACCUGACAACACAUUUCCAUGAUUGGUGACAUUUUUAUCCAAUAUAAUUUGUAUUGUUUCAAAAAUAGAAGUAACAACAUGUCAGUCAUAAAUAGCUAUCUAAUUUGGACGAUCAGGACCUAGAAGUUAAACUAUAAGUCCUCAGUUGCUGAUCAACAGCAUAAAACACAGUGAAAAGGAGGAUGGCACUUGAAGACUUUGGUCUGGGGCCACCUUGAUCCUAUUCAGUCAGUAUCGACAGGCGAGUGGCUAGGGCAUUUGGUUCAACGCACAAACGGACUCUCUCUGAAAUCUCUUGCAGAGGAGACUUGCACUGAAGGAUUUCUCACCUACUUGAUUCCACAAGUCAUUUUACUGUAGUUUUGUUCCUGUAAUAUAUAUAUGAAAGUGUGAAUUUUAUUCGGAACAGUAGGAUAGGUCUGGAUGGGGGAGAUUUUUUUUAUUGGCGCGAUUCAUGAAAGCUGCUGCCCCCACUGCAUCUUCUCCACACUGCAACUGUAAAAAUGUAAAUAUAAGACUUGUAGAAAUCUCCAAAGCAGAAACCACUGGAUCAGAUUCUCAUUCGUACAAAUGAACGGUUGGUAUUGGUAAUAUAAAAUAGCUGCUGGUUGGAUUGAAGCAGGGAAGAUAUUAGCAUGCAAUGAGAAGAUUCUAGGUAAUGUAGAUCAUGUUAGAUAAAUUUAAGCUUACAGUGUUUUACUGUUUUUAUAAUUAAAGCUGAUUUCAGCCCUCUCUUAAAGUGACAGGAGCAGGGGCAUCUUUUAAUGGAAGAUUCUAAUUUAAAAAUGGGACUUUUUUUCAUGUUAACUGAAGAUGUCCACAGAGCCCUGAUGCAUUGUGGGAUCCCACUUCCCUGACUGACACAGUUAGGGAGGUUGCAGUCACGUAAUGUAUUGUUGGAAGUUGCUCAGUUAACAAAUGAAGAUGUCCUAUUUGCAGUAAAGCCUUGUUCAUACUGUUUACACUCUGAGCUAGGUAUUUUGUGGUGCAUUUUAUCCUUGCAAUUGGGGCAAAAACAGAAGCAGAGAUUUCUUGAGUAUUUUUUAAUGAUAAAGUUCCAGAAUAUGAAAGUUUUUUGUUUGUGUUGUGUGCAUUCUGUACAGCAAAUGUUGUCACUGGUAAUGAAUUAAAAUUAUCCUUUUUUAUUGUAUGUGGCAUGUUUUUUUUGUACUGAACAUAAGUUGAAUUGUAUAUAAUUUAUGUCAAAGAGCCAAGAUGCUCUAUGUAUUAAAUCUCCUGCAGGAAUAAGCUUAUUCUGUACAUCCCUGGUACAUGUAGAGACCGUUUAUGAUCAUGUUGGCUAGAUUGUACAAACCUUUUUUUAAAUACAAAUGUAGCAUCUUUGCAUUACUGUAUGAUAAAUAAGGACAUCUGUUCCUACAGAGGUGAAUUUACUGCAUUAAAACUGUUUGAAAUAAAAUCA